Messenger RNA from Maniola jurtina (meadow brown), 2647 nucleotides. Its product is annotated as transmembrane protease serine 9-like. The transcript is spliced from 6 exons. The record is from RefSeq and is a predicted model, not a curated record. Gene Ontology annotation, biological process: proteolysis. NCBI's taxonomy places the organism in Eukaryota, Metazoa, Arthropoda, Insecta, Lepidoptera, Nymphalidae. Gene Ontology annotation, molecular function: serine-type endopeptidase activity. The coding region runs from base 126 to 929 and encodes 267 amino acids.
UCCGUGAACUUGGCCUGGUCCGAUCACCCUGGCCCCGAGGCCUUAUCAGAGGCGCCGCCCGCGGCCUAUAAUAGCUGGGCCGGCGUCUCCCUUUGCCUCCAGAUUGGACUGUGACUCCGCCAGACAUGUUCCGCGCCUUGUGCCUCCUACUAGCUGUGCUCGCGUCGGCCAGCGCCUGCAAGCCCUGCACGUGCGGGGUAGCGCGAGGCGCGCGCGUGGUGGGCGGAGGCGCGGUCACGCCGGGCGAGUUCCCCUGGCUCGCGGCGCUGAAGCGGGACGGCAAGCUCAUCUGCGGUGCCACCGUCGUCGCCCGGGACCACCUCAUCACCGCUACGCAUUGUGUUUACGAGGUGGAAGCAUCUCGUCUAACGGUGCUGGUGGGAGAAUUCGACGUAAACAAAUCAAGAUCAGAGGGUUUCCCUGUGUCCCAUGUAUUCCAACACCCGGACUUCAACCGCUAUACGUAUGACAACGACAUCGCUGUGCUAAGAUUAGCUGAGCCUUUGCCUGAUAAUCUGUUCAGACCAGCGUGUUUACCAGACGAUGACGAUAAACUAGCAGGUGCUGAUGCUAUUGUCUCUGGAUGGGGCAGUACCAUUGAAAAGGGACCCCCUUCUAAUGUUCCGAUGAAAGCACAAGUACAAAUCUGGUCGCAAGAAGAGUGCACCGGCGCAGGUUAUGGGCGCAGAAAGGUGACGCCGCGGAUGAUUUGCGCAAACGCUCCAGAACGAGAUUCCUGCACGGGUGACUCUGGUGGCCCGUUGCUGAUGGCUCAGCCUCAUUUCACUAUUGUCGGAAUCGUAUCCUGGGGCCGAGGCUGCGCCAGACAAGGCUACCCGGGCGUGUACGCGCGCGUCGCCCGCUUCAUGCCGUGGCUCAAAGUUGCGCUUCGACACGCCUGCACCUGCCUCCCACCUUCAGCGUACUAACAGUAAUAGAGGCUAAUGUAGAGGCUACAAUACAUCAAUCUAGUUUCCUUAACUGACAUAAAAGGGAAACAAAUCGUAUGAUACCUACGUGGAGAAACGCAUAAACAACUCGCGAGUUUUAGACUUGUUUUAAAAGGGAGUCGUUAACAACUUUUAAUAAGGAACCGUGUCAGAAUUCGUGAAAAUAUAUUCACCUAUACUUAAUGCCAUUGUCUUCCAGACUUGGAUGAAUUAAACAAUCAUCCAAGCUUUCUUCCAAGCAUUUUUUUUGUAAUUUGCGGUUUGAUCCCUCAGUAAAAGUUGUUUGUAACAAACGUAUUGAGUAACUAAGUACCUACAUGACUUCCUUUCGAGUUAGAAGCCUCUUCUCGAUUGACCUUGGAAAAUGACUGGUCAUGUACCUACUCAGUGAGUUAAAAAUUGUAUAGGCGUAUUACUUUAUAGAGAUAAGAUAUAACGGAAUCUACAUUCGGAACCAACGUUUGACUAUAAAGAUGGCCUUCCGUGCAUCUAGACGCGCGCGACGGUCGCGUCGGGACUCGCGGCUUUCGCGGACGCGACACUAAUAAACAUACCUAAUGAAAUGGUAUGCCAUUGGUCGCACGCAUCUGACACAGCAUACGUCCGCUCGGAAGCUGCAUACAUUUUUAUAAGUAGUUUUUAGUAAUAUCGCGUCAGCCGCGACGUGAUCUCAGCGCGCGUCUAAUGGCUUCGAUCCCAAAAUCCCCCACACACGGAACUCUACCUUAAAGCAGACUGAAGACUGUGACUGAUGAUUUUAGAACCAAAGUAAGGUUGUUGAGUUGCACAGCACAAACAAUCUGUAGAGGCCUAGGAAGUCUAUUGUGUUGCAACUCGCAACGCAGUCUGAUGACGUAUAUUUGCCGCCUUAUAUCGCAUCGCGACAAUGUGCAUGCACCUUUAAAUUUACCGUUUUUAUAUUAUUUUGCAAUGUGCACUAAUUUAUUGUAACGAGAUCUGUUUAGUACAAUACGCAAUCAUACGCCUCGUGUUCAGAAUUCAGAUUGAACUACUUAUUUUGCGUGCACUUCAUUUGCAAAGGUUUUUGAAAAUAUGUACCUUCUAAAACAGUGUACUUAGAAUACAGGAUAUAAAUGUGUAGUAUAAGAUAGCAUAUAGAGACUAUAAUAUAGCAGGUACACUAAGUACUUAUCAUCAGCUUUAAUAGGACCAGUAGAUGUAGGUACUAUACCUACAAAACCAAUAUUAAGUACAUAAUAAUUCCCGUUCCUAUCCCUUUUCUAAAUGCAAAUAACUUACAAGAACAUGGCUAAGUACUAUUUCACCCAUGUUUUUCAUUAUAAAUUAUUCGCCUUUUUUCCAUUGGCGAAAUGCAAGAACAUUCUAUAUAAUUAAAAGGUUUUGUAUCUAAAGUACCGCUUGACUGAAAGGGCUUGUGGGGUAAAGUGCGGAUUGCGGCAUUGAUUUCCUUGAUUUUUACAUGAACUGACCCGCAACACGAACCCUACUCUCACAAGCCGUCUCAGUGAAACGGUUAACUUUUUAUACCUAUACAUAGAUUUUGAAGUUGAAGUAAUAUUGCCAUUCUAACUUGGAUUAAUUCAUCCAAGCAUCCUAACCAAAGUACUUAUUAAUGAAGGUGUGUAAUGUGUGUAGUUUUAUUAAAUGUGUACAUAACAGUAUUGAGAUAGAAUGUAGGUAAUUGUAAUUUUCGUUUAUGCUUAAUUUUAUUUUAC